AUGCCAAAAAAACGUCGUCAAUAAUCCGAUUUUUGGGAUACUGUCCACGACAUUAAAAAACUAACAUAACCACAUCUAACACACAAUAAAAAACAUUUUAUAGAAAAGCCUGGCAAAAAAAAAUAAAAAGGCUAAAACACCCCAUUACCUAUUUUAAAUGGUAUUAGGAAGAAAUAUAUAAGUGAUGUCAAACAAGAACAGGAACAUAAUAUUGAGCAUAACAUCUAAUAUAGGUCUGAUUUGAAAAAAGACUUAACUUUGUUAAAAACCAUGAAAUAAAAGAAAAAUUCCUUUUAAAAAAAUCAAUAUAAAUUUAAGAAUAUGAGAGCCAAAGGCGCAGGUAAAUUCGAGGAUGGCACACUCAAAUUCACCAAUAGAGAUCUUAAGAAAUUUAAUAAAUCCAAAUGA
Molecule: messenger RNA, 408 nt
Organism: Paramecium tetraurelia
Lineage: Eukaryota; Ciliophora; Oligohymenophorea; Peniculida; Parameciidae
Exons: 2
Source: RefSeq, a predicted model, not a curated record